AUGGCUACCCCUAGUGUCCUAGCUUUUGACGCUGAGGGUCGCGCCAUUGAUUUUGAGGUCUGGUUAGACGACCUGCAGCUGUUCUUACAGUGCGACAGGGCUGAUGACCUUUCUCUCUUUGACCUCACCUCUGGCGCCUCUCCUGCUCCUGCUGCUGAUGCUGAUCCCACUGUCCGCUCUCAGUGGGCCACCCGCGAUGCUGCUGCACGUCUUGCUGUGCGUCGCCACCUCCCUACCUCUGAGCUGACACUCGCUACCCGCGCCGCCCUUCCUGCUGAGUUCUGCGCUAAGAACCCACCUCCCAUGUACAUCGCUCUCUACUACGUAGUCGCGCGCCUCCCUGACUCCCUUCGCGUCGUCAGGGACCACUUUCUCGCAGUCUGUCCCACCACCCUCACCGUCGACCUCCUCGAGAAGGCCCUCCUCGCAGCGGAGAAGAGCAUAGUCGCUGUAGGUGCUUCUCGUGGUGACCCUCGCACCCCCAUCUUUGAGGGGUGCUCUCCUUCCCCCUUGCUGCCCUCUGUUGCCUCUGCUGCUGCUGCCGACCUGCUUGGUCUUGAGUCGGUCGGCGCGGCGUCUACCCCUGGUGGGAGACGUCGCUCCAGCAAGGGCAAGGGGGGCAAGGGUGCGGGUGGAGCUGGAGGGGGCGGUGGCGGUGGCGGCGGUGGCGGCGGAGGGAGUGGGGGUGGCGGCGGGACUAGUAGCGGGGGUGGUGGUGGUGGUGGCAGCAGCGGCGGAGACGGUGGUGGUGGUGCCAGCGGUGGUGGUGGAGGCAGCGGCGGAGGUGGAGGCGGCGGAGGUGGAGGCGGUGGAGGCGGCAGCGGAGGAGGCAGUGGUGGUGGAGGAGGUGGAGCUGGUCGGGGUGGUACCCAGCAGCGUCGCGGCGGUGGUGGUGGCCAGCGCUCGCAGCGGCAGCAGCAGCAGCGCUCGCGGGACAUCCCUCCGCCUCAGCAGCUUCGAGAGUGGUACGCUGGGCGUCAGAGGGGUGGGGGUACUGGUCCCUGCACCUACGUUCUUCGUUCCGGCGACCACGCGGGUGAGCAGUGUGGGGGUGCCCACGCCACCCAGCGCUGCUUUGGCCGCCUGACGGACGCUUGGCGUCAGCAGUUCCCUGGGGCUAGUGAGAUCCCUCGCUGGGAUGAGCUUCUCAGGGCUGGUGUAGCGAUCUUUGAUCUUGAUUUUGAUGCUAUCCUUGCUGCUAUGUAUGCUGUGGAUUAUAGUGAGGAGAAUGAGGGUUACCGGUGUUUCCAGCCGGACCCGGGCAUUGGUACUGCUGCGCUAGGUGCUUGUGAGGCUACUGCUCUAGGUGCCAUUGCAUCUGCGCUCUCAGGGGCUUCUCGCUCCUUCUUUCGAGACCGCACUACCCUUACGCCGCUUGGCCGGCCGGUUGCGGUCUCCCUUGCUGACCCCUCUGGGGGUCCUGUCCUGUCUCACUUCUCCACUGUCCUCCCGUGUCCGGCUGCCCCUUCGGGCACCCUGUCUGGUCUGUACCUUCCCUCGUUCUCUACGAACUUGGUGAGUGGUGCAGCCCUGCAGGAUGCGGGGGUUCACCAGUUCACUCCUGCGAGUCAGCGGGUGACCCACUGCACGGACGCACGCACAGGCCGACACCUGGCCACCUUCUCGCGUCGGCCAGGGUCGAGUCUCUACACCCUGACCACUUCGUCUCCUCCUGUCCCUGCGUCCGGUCGGGUAGCUGCGUCAGGUCAGGUGUUUGCUGCUGCGUCCCGGUCAGGUCCUGAGUCUGCCCCCUGUUCCUGUCGUCUCCUGUCUCACGAGACUCUCCUGUGGCACCACCGUCUUGGCCACCCCUCCUUGCCCCGUCUUCGGAGCAUGGCUUCCCGUGUCCUUGUCUCUGGUCUUCCCCAGUCUCUCCCUCCUCUCCCCUCCGGGCCAGGACCUUCCUGUGUCCCCUGUGUCGAGGGUCGCCUCCGGGCUACUCCUCACUCCUCCCACUUCCCCCCGACAGAGGCUCCCCUGCAGACGCUUCACAUGGAUGUGUGGGGCCCAGCCCCCGUCCGUGGGCAGGGCUACGAGCGCUACUUCCUGUUGGUGGUUGACGACUACUCGCGUUACACCACAGUCCUCCCCUUGCGCAGCAAGGGUGCGGUCACUGAGGUGCUGAUCGACUGGAUCCGCGAGGCUCGUCUCCAGCUCAGGCAGAGCUUCGGCUCGGACUUUCCUGUUCUGCGUCUGCACUCGGACAGAGGCGGAGAGUUCUCUUCUCGCCUUCUGCGGGACUACUGUCGUGCACGGGGGAUUCGCCAGACCUUCACGCUUCCGGACUCACCACAGCAAAAUGGGAUUGCUGAGCGCCGCAUUGGCAUGGUCAUGGAUGUCGCUCGUACGUCCAUGAUGCAUGCGGCUGCCCCCCAUUUUCUGUGGCCGUUUGCGGUUGGCGAUGCGUCUGUGUUCCGUGUCUGGGGAUCUCGGGCGUUUGUCCGCGACUUGUCUGCGGACAAGCUGUCCCCUCGUGCUGCUCCCUGUGUCUUCCUUGGCUUCCCCACUGACGCCCCAGGGUGGCAGUUUUACCACCCCUCCUCUCGUCGUGUUCUGUCCUCCCAGGACGUCACGUUCGACGAGUCAGUCCCCUUCUACCGUCUCUUCCCCUACCGCACUCCUUCCCUCCCCCCUCCCCCGGACUUCCUUGUGCCGGUUCCCCCCCCGGUAGACCCCCUCCCCCCUCAGGUUCCUGCCCCCUCAGGUGUGUCCCAGGUAGACGCUGUUGACCCGGUCGAGGUUAGUGGUGACUCUGGUGCUGCUGCGGGUGCUGAGCCUGGGGGUGCUGACUCUGGGGGUGCUGUGCGCGGGGGUGCUGAGCCUGGGGGUGCUACUGCUGGGGGUGCUGGGCCUGGGGGUGCUCCUUCGGAGGGUGCGGAGCCUGGGGGUGCUGAGUCGGGGGGUGCUGUGCCUGGAGGUGCUGGGUCUGGGGGUGCUGGGUCGGGAGCUGCUGAGCCUGGGGGUGCUGAGCUGGGAGCUGCUGAGCCUGGGGGUGCUGCGUCUGGAGCUGCUGAGCCUGGGGUUUCUCCAGCUGCUGCGUCUCGCCGGGAGCCCCUCUCUCCACAGGAGUUGCGUGAGUGGUUUGCUCGCCGCUGGAGGCGUGCUGCUGAGUCUGGAGGUGCUGCUGGAGCUGGAGCUGGAGCUUCUUCGACCGUCGAGGGUGCGGGUGCUGCCGGUCCCGGAGCUGCUGAACCUGCGGGUCCUCCUGGAACUGGAGCUGCUGAGGGCGUUGGUGCUGAGCCUACUGCUGUUGGUCCUGCCGCUGGAGGUGUGGGUGGCGCUGGUGCUGUCGCUGAGGGUGCUGGUGCUGUCCCUGCUGAGUCUGGAGCUGCCGCGCGGCCUCGGCCGUACUUCGUUCCGCUCCUGCGGCAGGUUCUUGGUCUUUAUCCUCCAGUAGAGGGUCCACCGCCUGUCCAGUCGCAGUCCCUGCUGGAGCCUUCCUCUCCACUGCCUGCUCCCUCUCCUUACACUGGUCCUACUGGAGGUCUUGCUGAGCGUCGUGAGCCUGCGUCUCGUCCCGCGUUGCCUGUUCGUGCUGCUCGCGCUAGUGGUCGCAGUUCGCGUCAGCGUCCUCCUCCUGUCCCUGGCACGCACCGGAUGUCUUUGCGUCCGUCCACUGCUCCUCUGCGCGCCCCUUUGCCUUCUCCUCCUGAGUCCUCUCUUCCUGCGCUUGCCGACCCUGAGUCGGACUCUCUUCGUGCUGCCAGUCCUACUGUCACGCGCCUGCUUGCUACUGUCGUCACUGACCCCUCUUUUGAGUCCACUGCUGCGUCUGCUCUAGUCGCUGAGCUCGUCGACUUUGCUGCUCGCUGUCGUCUCGACUACGCUGCUAGUCUUGUUGCUGAGUCUGCGUCUGUCUGUCCUCCGUCCGUCGGGGGUGAGUGUGCUCUUGGCACGGACGUCCUAGAGGACAGGCAGGAGGAGUUACAGUGUCUAGUGGCUGCUUCACCUCAUCUCGCGUCUGUACUGCUUGCCCCUGAGGGAGACCCGGAUGCACUAGACAUCCCGACUCCGCGUUCUUACGCGGAGGCCGUAGAGGGUCCCUACUCCUCUCAGUGGCAGGCAGCUAUGGAUGCAGAGAUGGCUUCCUGGAAGUCCACAGGCACCUACGUUGACGCGGUUCCCCCUCCUGGGGCGAACAUCGUCAGUGGCAUGUGGAUCUUCAGGGUGAAGCGGCCGCCGGGCUCUCCACCUGUCUUCAAGGCACGGUACGUUGCUCGUGGCUUCAGUCAGCGGCAAGGAGUUGACUACUUCCAGACCUUCUCUCCCACCCCGAAGAUGACUACUCUUCGGGUGCUGCUGCACAUAGCCGCUCAGCGCGACUACGAGCUUCACUCUCUCGACUUCAGCACUGCGUUCUUGCAGGGUAGCCUGCACGAGGAGAUCUGGCUUCGCCGUCCACCUGGCUUCACUGGGACUUUCCCUCCUGGCACCCAGUGGAGCCUCGUACGGCCAGUCUACGGUCUCCGCCAGGCACCGCGUGAGUGGCACGACACACUGAGGACUACGCUUGCGGCUCUUGGGUUUGCUCCUUCUUCUGCUGACCCGUCGCUGUUUCUUCGCACCGACACUUCCCUGCCGCCGUUCUACAUCCUCGUGUACGUCGACGACUUGGUCUUUGCCACAGCGGACACUGCUGGACUCGCCUACGUGAAGUCCGAGCUGCUGAAGAGACACACGUGCACAGACCUGGGUGAACUGCGCAGCUACCUUGGCUUGCAGAUCACUCGGGACAGAGCACGCCGCACCAUUAUCUUGACUCAGUCACACAUGGUGCAGCAGGUCCUUCAGCGCUUCGGCUUCACGUACUCCUCGCCUCAGGCCACUCCUCUGCCUACUCGCCACUCACUCUCAGCUCUGCCUUCGGAUGAGUCCGUAGAGUCGAGUGGUCCGUAUGCGGAGCUUGUUGGCUGCCUCAUGUACCUGAUGACCUGCACACGACCUGACCUUGCAUACCCUCUGAGCAUUCUUGCACGCUAUGUUGCUCCUGGGAGACACAGACCGGAGCACAUGGCUGCAGCGAAGAGGGUAUUGCGCUACCUGUGCAGUACGUCGGGCUUGGGGCUAGUGCUUGGAGGGCGGAGUCCAGUGGUCCUUACCGGCCACGCGUACGCUUCUUGGGCUGACGACCAGACUACGCAGCGGUCGUCACAGGGUUACACCUUCAGCCUUGGUUCCGGCUCUGUCUUGUGGCGGUCUACUCGCUCGUCCUCUGUUCUCAGCUCCAGUUGUGAGGCUGAGAUCUACGUCGGGGCCAUGGCUGCACAGGAGCUUCGCUGGCUCACCUACCUGCUGACUGACCUUGGAGAGCCGCCUCGUUCUCCUCCAGUGCUGUACGUAGACAACAAGGCCAUGCUGGCCUUGUGUCGAGAGCAGCGCUUGGAGCACAGAACGAAGCACAUUGCUCUUCGCUACUUCCUUGCUCGUGAGCUGCAGCAGCGUGGUCAGUUGCGACUUGCGUACGUGGCCUCUGAGGCCAACACUGCUGAUGUGUUCACCAAGGCACUCGCGCCUUGUGACCAUCAGCGCUUUUGCACCCAGCUGGGUCUUGUGCCUGUCUUGCCUCACUUGCUCUCCUCUUGA
This is a messenger RNA of Closterium sp. NIES-65, 5583 nucleotides long. NCBI's taxonomy places the organism in Eukaryota, Viridiplantae, Streptophyta, Zygnematophyceae, Desmidiales, Closteriaceae. The record is from the annotation of a GenBank genome assembly.